Messenger RNA from Neospora caninum, 1092 nucleotides. RefSeq lists its product as uncharacterized. The coding region runs from base 1 to 1092 and encodes 363 amino acids. Lineage: Eukaryota; Apicomplexa; Conoidasida; Eucoccidiorida; Sarcocystidae. The record is from RefSeq and is a predicted model, not a curated record. The transcript has a single exon.
AUGGAAAGACAGUUAUUUCGAGCCGCGUGUUUGACCCUGAUCCUGGGCACCGUCCUGUCGUGCGUCGCUUCUGACACAACUGGACUGGAGACUGAGGCUGAUUUCAAAACCACCAUCCCGAAAGAAGGGCUCCAGAGGGACCUAGAGCAAGUCUUCUCGCUUGGACCAUCCAGCACUCUGCAGGUUAUCGACGAAACCGGGAAAGCCGUCUAUCUUCCCGAACCCAGCCAAAGUGUUGAUGGGGCGUCGUCGGGCCCGUACAGUGCCGUGUAUCGAUUUGAUAACGGAGCGUGUGAUUUCAGCAAGACAAUCGAGUUCAAGGAUGCAUUUCCUGGGUACACAAAGCCACUAUGGGUUCACGAGGACUCGGAUUCGGUGGAGAGUGGGAAGGUAUCCGUGAGAGGGCCUGUGAGGUACACGUUUACGAAUCCUCCGGAGGAAUAUCUGGGUGGGGGUUUGAGUUUUUGUGUACGGUUCAAGACGGUGGUGGCUGCCGGUUCGGAUGCAGAAACCAGCACGUCCACUCCUUCGACAGCUGAGUCUUCGGGUUCGGGGGGUUACCCGAGUGGUGAAUUGCCUGAUGCAGACAGUGGCGGUGGUGACGAGAAUCCCAAGGACCAGACUGAAGAGGCUCCCGCGCCUCCCUCCGGGACGUCAGAUAAGGAACCUGCACAGAACAACCCAGGUAGCGGCGGUCCAGGGUCUGAACAAGGACAGGAUAGUCACCAUCAGAGUGUCCCUGCACCGGACGUUUCUCAGGGAAGCAGCUCACUUUCCAAACAGGAUAGUCGAGACCUGAAUCGCAAAACUGACGUUCUAAGAAAGAACGUGCCAGAAUCUUCUCCUCUCUCCACAUCUACAGAGAAGUCGGCAGAAACCACGUUGUCCGCAACCGAAAACGGCCAUGAAGUCCAGAGUGGCAAGGGAGAAGACAACCGCGCUCCAUUGAGACGGUUGGCUGACACGCCUGCAGUGAAAGAGGCGUACUUGACUGUUGUGGUGCACUCCGCAGCUUGGGGCUCUGCAGGCGGAAUGGGCGCACCGCUGGGUCUUCUCCUCACUGCGGUAGCCACAGGAUUGCACUUUUUGUAG